Molecule: messenger RNA, 1962 nt
Organism: Hansenula ciferrii
Lineage: Eukaryota; Fungi; Ascomycota; Saccharomycetes; Phaffomycetales; Wickerhamomycetaceae
Exons: 1
Coding region: 1-1962 (653 amino acids)
Molecular function (GO): phosphoprotein phosphatase activity
Source: RefSeq, a predicted model, not a curated record
AUGAGCACAGUCAAGCUAUUACCUAAUGAGGUCUGUACAAACUAUCAGCUUAAAGAAAAUGAAAAACUAUUAUCAAUCUCAAUUCCAACUUCUAAAAACCCCAAUGCUCAAGGUUUAGUGGGUAUUUUAACAAUACCACAAAAUGCAUUAAUUUCUGAACAAGAAUUAUUAUCAAAACCUGAAUUAUUCCUCAAGUCAAGUCCACCAACUCAUAAAUUAGCUUUAAUAUUACAUGGUAAAGGUGGUCAUAAAAAUUAUUGUUAUCAAGCUAUAUUGGCUCAAGAAUUAGCUUCAAAGCAAGGUAUUUUCAGUUUUAGAUUUGAUUUUAGAGGAUGUGGAGACUCUCAAGAUAAUGAAGAUGUUAAAUUUGGUAGACAAAUGAUUCAUGAUAUUGAGGAUAUCAAUAUUUGUUAUGAUGUUUUCGCAAAAGGUUCUACAUAUAAAGAAAUUGGAAUUAAUUUAAUUACACAUUCUUUUAUUGCACAUUCAAGAGGCUCGGUUGCUGCUUUUAGAUGGGCAAUUGAAGAACAAAAAAAAUUAGAUAAAGGUGAACCUUAUAGAUUUGUUCAAAAUAUUAUUAAUACUUCAGGUAGAUUUAAUCAAACAGUUUUGUUAAAUAUUGGUGAUUUAAAAGAAAAUUUUAGUAGAAUUUUUUUAACUCAAUAUAGAUUAGGUAAAUAUGAAGAUAUAAGGAUUUCAGAUGAAGAAAAUAAUGAUUUAGGUUCACAAAAUUUAGAUGAUAUUAAAUUUAUCAAUGAUGAAGUUCAAGUUUUAAGUAUUUAUGGAUUACAUGAUCAUAUUGUACCUGUGGAAGAUUCUUCAAAUUUUGCAAAUCUAUUGGGUUCAAGACAUACGUUAAAAUUUAUUAAUUAUGCUGAUCAUAAUUAUUAUGGUUCACAAGUUGUUACAGAUGAAAAUUCCAGCAGGCUAAACCCUAAUAAUUAUCCAAUAACUAAAAAAAAUAGAGUUAAUUAUAAUUAUCAAGCUGUUGAGAUUAUUUUGGAUUGGAUUUCAUCAAUUAAUGAGGUUCACCGAUUCAAAAAGUCAAAUUAUUUCAUUUAUCAAUAUCCAAGAUGGAAAUCAAUUGAUGGAAUUUCAAACUUUAGAGAUAUUGGAGGUUGGAAAGUUAAAAAUAGUGGAAAAUAUGUUAAAGCUGGUAUAAUUUUCAGAUCUGCAAAUACUUCAAAGAUUACUCCCUUGGGUGAAUCACAAUUGAAGAAAAUUGGCAUCAAGAGUGUUUUUGAUUUUAGAUCAUAUGGAGAAUUCAAAAAAGCUGGUGGUUUAGAAAUUGAAGGUAUAAAUAUUAAUAAUAUCCCAGUUUUCACUAAAACUGAUGCAUCACCACAAGCUAUUGCCCUAAGGUAUAAAAAUCUUUUAACUUCAUGGUUUACUUAUAAAUAUGUUUAUGAAAAUAUGUUAAAUCAUGGGAUUUAUGCAUUUAAAUCUGUGUUUUUAUUUUUGAGAGAUAAAAAGAAUGUUCCAAUCUUGUUUAAUUGUACCGCUGGUAAAGAUCGUACAGGUGUUAUGGCAAUGUUGAUCUUGUUGCUAUUAGGUGUUGAUAAUCAUAUUAUUGCUAAAGAAUAUGAAUUAACUACUAUUGGUCUAAUACCAGAUCAUGCAACUAUUAAAAAGGAAUUUAUAUCAGGUAUGGAGGAAAUAAUGAAAAAUCAAUCAACUUCAUCUUCAUCAUCAACAACUAAUGAACACUUCAAAGAUCUGCUAUUAUUAACCCCAGAAGAUAUGUUUAAUAAUUUAAUUAGUUCAAAAUAUGAAAGUAUGAUUGCUUCAAUUGAAUUAUUUAAUGAAAAAUUUGGUGGUAUUGAAAAUUAUUGUUUGAAAUAUUUAGAAUUAACUCCAGAAGAUUUAGAAAUUAUUAGAUCUAAUCUAUUAACCAAUUCUUCUCCUUAUCCUGAUCAAAAUUCUAUUUGGAAACAUAGAGCUCAAUCAGGGUCAUUGUUGUGA